This is a messenger RNA of Paramecium octaurelia, 132 nucleotides long. The record is from the annotation of a GenBank genome assembly. NCBI's taxonomy places the organism in Eukaryota, Ciliophora, Oligohymenophorea, Peniculida, Parameciidae.
AUGCUAAAGUAGCAAUUGACUUUAGACUCGUUUUUUGUGACAUUCCUAUGGACAUUCUGGGCAAAAUUCACAAAUAUCAAUCUUCCCCUCAUGAAAUUGUAUCCACUCUGCAACUUCUAACUAACCUUCUGA